UUCACCACGUUUAGAAAGGAAAAAAUAUAUAAAAUUUGCUAUGAGAAAUAUCAUAAUCAUUAUUUACACUCGUAGUCCCUAAGUGUGCGUGUGUUUAGGCGCGUAGAGUUUGUUUACAGUUUUCUGAACGGUGUAGUGAUGGUGGUGGCGGUGACGCUGGAAUGGACACUGUGGACCUCUGGGUAUGGACGCUGUGGGCAGCUUGGUCACGGCACGACAGAUAACUGCCCCAUUCCUCGCACUGUGCUUGACCUGUGUGGCUCAGAGGUCGGCCAGGUCGCCUGCGGGAGAGGUCAUACCCUGGUCUACAUCCCCUCGCAGGGCCACGUGUAUGCAUUUGACCAGGGGCUCUCAGGGCAGCCGGGCACCAAGACUCCACACAGCAGGGAAUUACCUCAAGUGGUAGUGUGCCCAUGGCUGUCCCCUGGGGGUGCCAGCCUGCUAGACUAUGCAGAGGAGGACAGCCCCAGUGUGUGUUUGAGGCAGUGCCUUGAGGUGCCAAUCAUUUCUGAAGUUUAUGAAAGCAGAAACGGCUCUCCAGAAUAUGAUUUUUACCCUAGAUCUUCCCUUCAGCGUUCAGCUUAUUCCUGCAGUGACAGGUGCAGCUUUUUAAACCCUGGGAGAAGCUACUGCAUUGAUCCCAGAGGCAGCCCACGCCCUCACAUUCACGUCCUGCACGCCCACGCCCACGCUGACCACCAAGGGGACGCGGAGCACGAGCUGAGUGACUUUGAAAAGGAGAAUUUGUUGUUCGCUUUCCCUCAGCCCUCCGUCAGCUGCUUCAGGAGUUCUGUGCAUCUCCCAGGCAGGAAUCCAGACUGCUGUACACUGAAUAGAUUGCUGAGAUACCAAGACUGGCACAGACUCCCUGGUUAUCUCUGGCAUGCCCUCAUCCAGUUGAUGUGCGAACACCACUGCAGGGAACUCUGUCGGUGUGUCUGUUCCUUUCUUUAUCAUUUCCAGUGUUCCUGCUCUUGUCAAUGCUGUUCCUGACACUGACAGUUCCUGCACUGACACUGUUUAGUUGGGUUAGGUUUGGUUACAUACAUUCCAUUCAUUACCAUCAUCAUUAUUCUCUCAUUUCUCAUUCAUUUAUCAUAAUUUUUCCAUCCACUUGUCACCAUCCUUCCAUUUCUCAUUAAUUUAUCACUUGUUAUCACCAUCCUUUCAUCUCUCAUUUACUAAUAAUUUUUAUUCCCAUGGCCUUGUUGACUGGAUGCUCUCUCUCUCUCUCUCUCUCUCUCUCUCUCUCUCUCUCUCUCUCUCUCUCUCUCUCUCUCUCUCUCUCUCUCUCUCUCUCUCUCUCUCUCUCUCUCUCUCUCUCUCUCUCUCUCUCUCUCUCUCUCUCUCUCUCUCUCUCUCUCUCUCUCAUGGCAUCAAGUAAGCAUUACAUUACAUGUUGCCGAGUUCUUUGGGCAUUGUGAAUGAAGUGGCCUACAGUGGUUUUUUAUUUAUUUAUUUAUUUUCUCUCUCUCUCUCUCUCUCUCUCUCUCUCUCUCUCUCUCUCUCUCUCUCUCUCUCUCUCUCUCUCUCUCUCUCUCUCUCUCUCUCUCUCUCUCUCUCUCUCUCUCUCUCUCUCUCUCUCUCUCUCUCUCUCUCUCUCUCUCUUCAAAACAAACAGGAGGUGAAUGAGUGUGAGAGAUUUUCAGGAAAAGUGAAUUUAAGUCCCUGUUUUGAUACAAAGAACAAAAAUCCCUUGUACCCAUGAUGAACUGUGCAUUAUCAUAACACCUAUCAUGUUCUAAAUCAAUUUCCCUCCCAUCUCUAAUAAUCUCUUGAUGACAAAUUAUCAGCAUUCUCAAUCUUCUCCAGAGGCUUUUGUAGUGUCAACCGCAGUAUACUUCUGCAAAAACUGCAUCAUUAUGGCACAUUCCUGGUUCAAAGGCUGUUUGACUGAUACAACCCAGUGCACAGUCCAUCAUGGAUACCUUUUAACAAAACCUACUUUUAUUUCAUGUUUUCAAGUAGCAUAAUUAUGUACUGCUUAAUAAAUGAACACCUGAA
This is a messenger RNA of Scylla paramamosain (green mud crab), 2004 nucleotides long. RefSeq lists its product as uncharacterized. The transcript has 7 exons. NCBI's taxonomy places the organism in Eukaryota, Metazoa, Arthropoda, Malacostraca, Decapoda, Portunidae. Bases 139 to 993 code for a protein of 284 amino acids. The record is from RefSeq and is a predicted model, not a curated record.